AUGUCAAAGAAUUUCUCUAUUGAUGCAUUACUUAAUACUACUACGAAUAAUAAUAAUCAUCAUGAAAGUCAAAACUGUAUACCCUUUUAUACAAAUCCAUUACUUCAAACAUUUUUAAAUCAUCUACAAUUAGAACAAACUAAAUCAAUUAAUCAAUUGUCACAUAGUUUAACCACAAGUGAUAGUGAUGAAGAUGAUAAUUCAUCAAACUCUUCUUCAGUAAACAAAACAACAAAUAAUUCAUCAUCAUCACGUCGUAAACGAACAGCGUUUUCAAAUGAACAAUUAAUCGAAUUAGAAGCAGAAUUUCAACAAAAAAAAUAUUUAUCACUAGUCGAACGUUCACAAAUCGCUCGUUCAUUACAUCUAUCAGAAAUUCAAGUAAAAAUUUGGUGGCAAAAUCGUCGUGCAAAAUGGAAACGUAUUAAAGCUGGACAAUUACGACAAUUUUCAACACAUUGUGAAACAAAUAAAAUUUUAUGUCCUAUACCAGUACAUGUUAAAAAACCUUUUACGUCUUAA
Molecule: messenger RNA, 522 nt
Organism: Adineta steineri
Lineage: Eukaryota; Metazoa; Rotifera; Eurotatoria; Adinetida; Adinetidae
Source: the annotation of a GenBank genome assembly